This is a messenger RNA of Didymodactylos carnosus, 339 nucleotides long. The record is from the annotation of a GenBank genome assembly. NCBI's taxonomy places the organism in Eukaryota, Metazoa, Rotifera, Eurotatoria, Philodinida, Philodinidae.
AUGUCAACUAAAAAACCAUUUGUACCAAAAUAUGACAUCUCUGUUGGUCUUCAUAAAGGACGAAAAAUAGAAAAAUUUGUACCAAAAAGAGUUCGUCCAACACGUCGUACAGAAAAAAAAAGUAAACGUGUAAAAUUUGUUCGUGAUCUUGUACGUGAAAUCGUUGGUUUUAUGCCGUACGAAAGACGUGCUAUUGAAUUAAUGAAGGUUGGUCGUGAUAAAAGAGCAUUGAAAUAUGUGAAAGCAAGGUUAGGCAGUCAUCAACGAGGAAAAAAGAAACGUGAUGAACUACAAAAUGCCAUUACUGCACAAAGAAAAGCACAAGCACAAAAACAAUAA